GCUUAUGUGCCCUCUACUAUGGCCGCCACGCCUACCUCAGCCCUCAAGUCUUCCUUGAUUACAGCCGACCCCCUAUGGGGCCUUCCAGCUGUAGUGCCAACCAAGAAGAUGAAGAUGUCGACUACAGGCAGGAAGCUGCUAUUAAGAAGAUGAACCUUGUGAAAUCCCAGGAAUUCCGACAGGAGCUGAAAAUCCUGAACAGAGUCCACCACAAGCAUCUGGUUGAGUUAAUAGGAUUCUGCAAGGAGAACUUCCUCUUUCUGGUGUACGAGUAUUGUGAGCAAGGAACGCUAGCCAGUCACCUGCAUGCACCAGCAGCUUAUGGUGCAUUGACGUGGAUAACAAGAAUUCAGGCGGCCUCAGAUGCUGCUCAGGCUCUUGAAUACAUUCACGACCACACGCGCCCCACAUAUGUCCAUCGAGAUAUAAAGUCUAACAACAUCCUGUUGGACAAGAAUUUGCGUGCGAAGGUAGCAGACUUUGGACUUAUCAAACUCAUUGGCCAGGAUGAUGGGCAUGGACCUCUGACUACAAAGCUGGUGGGAACAUUUGGCUACAUGGCACCAGAGUAUGUGAAGUUUGGAGAUCUAUCACCAAAGAGUGAUGUUUACUCCUUUGGAGUUGUGCUUCUGGAGCUGUUGACGGGCCUGCAAGCUCUUAAUAUGAUGUCGACGCAAAGCUUUCCAACCUCCGGCUCCAGUUUCGAGCACCGAAAAGCUCUCACAGAUUUGGUUGUUCCCCUUAUCAAGGAGAUGAAAUCUGAUAAGGAGGUUGCUCCCAUUGUGGAUCCUCAACUCCGUGAUAAUUAUGCUGUUUCGGCAGCUUUUAAGCUUGCUCAUCUGGCCGCUCAGUGCUUAUCAGACAGUCCACAUGAACGCCCAGACAUGAAGCGGAUCGUUUACAUCUUGGAUGAAAUUCUGAAGCUUUCUCAGGAUGGCCCUGAAGCCUCUGAGACAUUGGAUAUGCAGAGCAUCACGGAUUCUCUUGCUCGAUAGCAACAUGGGGAUUGCCGCAUCAGUACAUGCUUAGUGUCAUCAAGAUGGUUGUGGCAUGUUGCAUCCACACACACACGCACACACACACACACACUCACACACACACACACACACACACACACACACACACACACACACACACACAGACUUAUAUGUCAACAGAACGUAUGUGUAGACACCACUGUGGAAGCCCGGGCCAUAUGCUGUCAUGAAGUCAUACUCAUCCUUCAAUGAUCCUUUUUACGGUUGGCAGGACAAUGUUUAUUGAUCACAGGCUUCGCAUUCUCAGCGAUCAGAUAAUUCAGUAGAAGCUUUCUUCAAUGGGAGGGAUACUCCUGUUGAGGUUAUAGAUGGUGCAGUGGGCAGACCAGGAUGUGUUCGCACUCCGCCACCAUGUGGAUUGAAUGAAGAAGAGGUUGCGUGGUUUCCUUGCCGGCCGGUCAUGCAUGUAAUGAAGCAGACCGUUCCUUGUGUGGUGGGCAGGACUGGAUGGCUCUCCCAUCGGUGGGUGAUCAGGUGAAUGCGGCACAAAAUACUGAGCAGCUAAGCAAAACUUUGGAGAUGAAAGUCGAUGACCAUUGAUUUAGUUCAGUAGCACAACUUUGGACAGGAAAAAGUUUUGCUUUGCCAUUUCUGACUGGCCCUUUGUUGAUGGCCUUCUGGUGUUUAUUCUUGGUAGCUUAUGUUGUGAGCGGAAUCUCGGAUUCAUUGCGGUAGUAGUGGCAGACGUGCUGGAUUACACUUGGGCUCAGAUGCAUGUCUGGUUUUUGGUGGGCGCCGCGGAUGCCGGGGCAAGACGAGAGAGUACAUACAUUUGUAUUUAGAUGUCUCAUAGAUGUGCAACCUUUUUCACAUUCAAGAUGUAAGGUGUGUUGACUGCGAUGGCGAUAGCUGCAUGUACACUAUUCUGGGGGCAUACGUAGCGAAUUCCUUUUUGUGAGUGGCGAUCCUGAGUUGCUGGAUGACUCAGAAGAGCACGACAAAAGGGGGCAUCUGCCUCUCCGUCACCUAGACUUUCUGAAAAGUCUGUGAACAUAUUCUGGAGUAACCUUCGCCCCCAAAAUACUCAAGAGUAUAUUAGGCAGAGCCUGUAGCAGCACAAACAGCUGGAGGUGUCCAAGGCAUGAGCAUGAACUGGGCAGCCUGCAUGCCUGCCUUCGACUUGGCACUUCUGGAGCCUAGUUGAGUUAAUCAUGCUCCUUUCCAUGUGUGACUAAGAAGGGGAAAGAUCUAAGGUCAUGCCUUCGCUGGACCGACGGAAGCACUACCAACAGGGGUGCGCUUGACGCUCUGUGGACAACUUCUGGCAGAUCAUACGACCAGAUUUGCAUGCCCUAGUCGGCUAGUAGCAUUAUUAAGGCCAUACAGUGCUUCGGUGUACAACGGCUGGGUUUACGUACAUAGCCCAUAAGAAGAGGUCACUCCCUGCGUACAUUACGAGAGAGAUUGCACUCUGGCGGCGCAGGGGCCAACCAUGAUGUACUCAUGCGCUUGGGACAGGGCUGUUGCUGCGAUAGCGUCAUCUCAAGUUUUGACGCAGCUUGCUGCCAUUGCGCAAUUCCUUAGUGGUGAAAAAAAAAAAAAUCAUUGCAAUGAUUUUUACGAAUGCUAUUUUAGCUAUUACAAUGUCUAUUACUAUGUUUUCAUUGGCAGGAAUACCUCCACUAGUGGUGAAAAGUUGAAAAUCAUUGCAAUGAUAGUUGUCAUUGGGAGUGGAGCAGGACGCACCAAUUGCGUUCAAGAUCUGAGCGAUCGGCGUUGAGAAGGCGAAGUUGGGGAGGGUGGGAAAAGUUUUGAAGGAAGGGCGACGAGCCCACACACAAACAAGGGGGGUUGGGGGGGCCUUGCAUGACUUUAAACUGUUACAUGGUUUUCUACACCGACUCCUUUCCGACGUCAUGAUUGAAUCUGUUUUUUAUUGUGGCUCUUCAUCUUGCAAUCAGACUCGUUCUCUUCUUCGCUCAGCAUACAUGAAAACAGAUGUCAACACACUGGCGCCAGGAGCCCACACAAGGCUCAAAGAUAUUACAACCGAGAACACAGUUCCAAUACAAACUUGCUUCGAACAGCUAUGGUGCCUGUGCGCCUUCACCCUUCCCUUCCAACAGUGUUGAGGAUACAAUCUUGAUAGUAUGGAUGAUGUUAUCUGACCUUUCCGCUAAAAGGGAAAGAAAAAGAAGAAAUGGAGAGUUAAGCGUUCAGGAACAAGCAUAGAAAUCGAUCGGAGAAUUACGUACAAUGAUACAGCACCAUUGUUUGCUCUAUCUUGCUCUGUGGAUGAUGUAAAUGACCCUGCAGUUUUUGUUAUCAUAAUAAUAAUGGUUAUCGGGCCUGUGGAGAGAUGUUGAGCAGAAUUGAAGUUAAGGAUGUGAAAUCACUGAGUCUGUUGAGAUUCCUAAGCCCGCCCUAGAUCUAACUGGAUCGGAGGCAGAACCAAGAUGUGUUGAUGAUUGAAGGAUGUGAAAUCUGAGUCUGUUCAUAAUGCUGGGACCACCCUGUUCAAGAUGCCCCUUUUAAAUUAAAAAAAAUAGAAAAAAAAAAAGGAAGCAAGAACGAGGGGGGGUGGUAAGGAUGGUGUGUAACAAAUUCUUCCUGAUGAG
This is a messenger RNA of Chara braunii, 3595 nucleotides long. The record is from the annotation of a GenBank genome assembly. NCBI's taxonomy places the organism in Eukaryota, Viridiplantae, Streptophyta, Charophyceae, Charales, Characeae.